Trypanosoma conorhini is the source of this 480-nucleotide messenger RNA. RefSeq lists its product as uncharacterized. Lineage: Eukaryota; Euglenozoa; Kinetoplastea; Trypanosomatida; Trypanosomatidae. The transcript has a single exon. The record is from RefSeq and is a predicted model, not a curated record. The coding region runs from base 1 to 480 and encodes 159 amino acids.
AUGGAGUUUAUGUGGUGGCUAACUAGCAGUGAAGCCGCUCUACCAAUACUCAACACGAUUAACAAGUGUGGUGAGACGGUGGUGGAUGUGGCAUUGCGGGCGGAACGGUAUAGUGGGCACUUCUUGCGCCUCUUAUUGAGUGCUGGGGCGCGAGAGGCGAGGGAUUUGUACGCCGUCGCCCAGCGGCGGGUGAUGGGUAUGGAGGAGAAGGCCCGUAGGAGGGAAACUGCCUCGGAAGGUAGGCGUUGGCGUCGAUUACAGCGCGCCUUUGGUCAGUCGCGUGCGAAUCUGCUGCAUUGUGCGGAAAAGCGCCGCGGUGUGGCAGACCGAGAGGAGGACGGACGACGUCGACUGUGGCUGGGGGAGCAUCGAGCGCGGGGGCGAAUUACAGAGCAGUUGACGCAGGAUUUAGUACUUGUCGCGGCAGCAGGAAAGGACCCGCUUCAGGCGCAGCGAGCACUUCUUGAGCGGAAAAAAUGA